AUGGAGCAGUUAUAUACUGUGUUUGAAGGGGUAAGGCGAAACAUAGUGUGCCUUGAAGAGGGAACAUGCAGUUGCAGAAAAUUUCAAAUGGAUGAACUUUCAUGUCCUUAUGCUUGGGCGGUUUUGAAGAACCAACAGCUAAAACCUGGCCAGUAUUGCUCUUUUUACUACAAGAAGGAUAAACUCCUUAGAACUUAUGAAUUUUUAGUGAAUCCGAUGCCAGAUGAGAGUUUAUGGGUAAUCCCAACAGAGGUGCUGGAAGAUGUGGUCCUACCACCUAAAGGGAGAAGGAAUGCAGGAAGGCCAAGAAAGGAAAGACUCAAACCUGCUUCAAAGAAAGAGUCUAAGAGGGCGUUUUCAU
Nicotiana tabacum (common tobacco) is the source of this 361-nucleotide messenger RNA. RefSeq lists its product as uncharacterized. The record is from RefSeq and is a predicted model, not a curated record. NCBI's taxonomy places the organism in Eukaryota, Viridiplantae, Streptophyta, Magnoliopsida, Solanales, Solanaceae.